Messenger RNA from Drosophila ananassae, 2070 nucleotides. Its product is annotated as insulin-like growth factor-binding protein complex acid labile subunit. The record is from RefSeq and is a predicted model, not a curated record. Gene Ontology annotation, molecular function: protein binding. Lineage: Eukaryota; Metazoa; Arthropoda; Insecta; Diptera; Drosophilidae. The coding region runs from base 40 to 1728 and encodes 562 amino acids. The transcript is spliced from 4 exons.
AGAUCCAUGGGGUUAGUCUCCGGUUAAGUGUUCUGCGAGAUGUACCACCCUCUGGUUUGUGCCGCACUCCUACUGUUUAGCUUUUGCUUCAGGGUCGAUUGCCUGCAAUUAAGCGACUGCAAUAAGACUUAUGUGCCCUUGAUACCGGAUGCGGAGCUAAUUACCAACCUCUCGCUCCGCAACUGCAGUCUGCCGCGCCUCGAAAAUGCUUUCUUCGUUCGCUUCAGCCAUCUUCUUCAACUGGAAGUGCAAAAUAGUGGACUUUCAGACUUGGACGACUUCUCCCUUAAUGGGCUGGCGAAACUGCAGUCCUUUUCCCUCAGUCACAACAAUCUAAGCAGCUUGAGGUCGUGGUCCAGCGAACCACUGGCUGCCCUCACAACACUAGACCUGAGCUACAACCGGUUGGCCAAGCUGAGGGAAAACAGCUUUUCACUUUUCCCUCACCUGCAGCAGAUUAACUUGGCCUCCAAUCACAUCAGUCAGAUCGCGGAGGACUCCUUCCAUGGACUGGCUCACUUAAAACACCUGAUUCUCAGCGGAAAUCGCUUGCAGCAUAUUGAUGGUACCUUCUUCCAGGGACUGCAUCGUCUUUCCAGCCUGGCACUGCAGCACAAUCUCAUCGAGAGCAUCGAAAUGGACUCCUUCGAGAGUAAUACACAUUUGCGAAGCCUUCGUCUUGAUGGGAAUCAGCUCGUCAGUCUUCAGUUUCUGAGUCAACGCGGCUUGGCCCGCCUCGUUCAUCUUAAUCUGUCCAAGAAUCAGGUGCAGAAGCUGGAGGACCAGGGAUUCUCUAAAAAUUUUGAGCUGCAAGCCCUGGACUUGAGUCACAACAACUUGACCGAGCUGAAAAAAGAAACCUUUUCUGGAUUGGAUUCAUUGGAGCGCCUGAAUAUCAGUUACAAUAACAUACACCUUAUGGAUGCGGAGAGUCUGGAAUUCCUCUCCAGCUUAAUCCAAAUCGAUGUCAGCCACAACCGAUUAACCACUUUACCGGUACAGAUAUUCCAAGCCAACUCUCAACUGGAGGAUGUUGUUUUGGCCCACAACAGAGUGAAGGCCCUAUCGCCUUUGAUUUUUAAGCAUCAGAACUACUUGCGGUACAUCCAGUUAGCAGGAAAUAUUCUCGACAAAGCCGAAUUCCUGGAAAGUCUAUCUCCGUCCUUGAAUCGCCUCUCGCUUAACGUGGAUCUGAGUUCAAAUCGCCUGCAGUCGGUCAGUAUGAAGGACUUACUCCACUUUCGGCAUAUAAACCUGGCGGAUAACAACUGGAGCUGUGCCUGGUUGGUGGGUAACUUGGUGCGCAAGCUGCCCCCUUCGAUAAACUUUGCUCGUCCUUGGACAGUAUUGAACAAUUGGAGCGAAAACCUGGCAAACAUUCAAGGAGUGGACUGCACGGAGGGCAACACAAAUCGCUCCAUUAUUCUCCUCAAUGUGGGUGAGGUUCUCCAUAAUGAAAAUACAAAUUGCGGCGGCGAGCUCACCUACGAUGAGCCAAACCCCUCACCACCUCCUCUGACCUGGCCAAAAAUACCCACAGAUCGGUUCGACUCUAGAUCAGUCAUAAUUUGGAUGCUGGUGGCCAUUGCAAUCGCCUUCGCUGGACUGCGAUGGCUGAGAAGAUUCGUGGAUCGCAAUGAGAACCGGACGGGUGAGAGGCUGAAGGCUCUGAAUGAUAUGUACGUCAGCAAGUGGCAGCCCACUAGAAAAGAUCAGCAGAGAUCAUAGCUUUCAUCCCACUAACAAACACGGCAUUUAGGCGAUAUUAAAAAACAAAUGUAUUGGAAUUUCUAAAAAUGUAAUAUGAUUACAAUGUAAGCUUAAAUAGAUCGAAGUUUGUAUAAUAAAUCUAACCUAGGCUAUAAUGAAAGCGUUGAACCCGGAGCACUCACUUGUAGAGGCGCUCGAUGACUUGGGCAUACUUCGCGUGGACAAUAUUUCGCCGGAUUUUGAGCGUGGGUCCCAGCUCUCCGGUGGCCAGGGAGAAUUCGUGGGGAAUAAGGGCAAACUUCUGCACUCUCUGUGCAUUCGAGAUGGCAUUCUUGUUGGCCCGUUUGAUACCUUCCUCCA